AUGAAAGAUGCAAGGAUAGCUGAGGAGAAGAAAGCAGCGAGUGAGAAAGCAAAGCUCAUGUUAGACGCUGCACAAAGGACAAGAAAUUUGGCUGAAGAGAAGGCAGCAGAGGAGCGGAAGUCUAUAGAAGCCGCUCAUGCGAGAGCCCUACAGGAAGCGAAAAAAGCGGCGGAAAAAUUAGAGAAAGCAAAGAUACGUGCACCAAAGACGAGUGCGCCCAUUAUCUUCCAUGAUCCCGUCGGUCGUAAGUUCGAAGGCCCCUGGCGUUUGUGUAGCACGUGGAAGGGGAUGGAAGAAUUCCUCCAGGAGAUCUGUGCUGGAUCAGCAGAGGUCCUCAGGCUAAAGAUCAGCGGACAGUACGACCUUGUCAGAGGCGACGACGUCAUCAUCCUGCAGGGGUUGUGGGACAGCAUGGUUGUUCCUGGAUCAUCAAUAACGAUGCGCGCCAGGACUUCAGCCGAGAAGAAAGUUCCGUGGUUUCGUAGGUCAGUAGGAAAGGGAAGUGGCUAA
Messenger RNA from Alternaria infectoria, 510 nucleotides. RefSeq lists its product as uncharacterized. Lineage: Eukaryota; Fungi; Ascomycota; Dothideomycetes; Pleosporales; Pleosporaceae. Bases 1 to 510 code for a protein of 169 amino acids. The record is from RefSeq and is a predicted model, not a curated record. The transcript has 2 exons.